Molecule: messenger RNA, 2717 nt
Organism: Hypanus sabinus (Atlantic stingray)
Lineage: Eukaryota; Metazoa; Chordata; Chondrichthyes; Myliobatiformes; Dasyatidae
Product: G-protein coupled receptor 55-like
Exons: 1
Coding region: 973-1881 (302 amino acids)
Biological process (GO): phospholipase C-activating G protein-coupled receptor signaling pathway; positive regulation of Rho protein signal transduction
Cellular component (GO): membrane
Molecular function (GO): G protein-coupled receptor activity
Source: RefSeq, a predicted model, not a curated record
UCCUAGGCAGCUUCUAGAAUGGCCUGUAAUGUGCUGUAAAUUUUCUAUGUUUCCACGUUUCUAUGAGACAGGCACAUAAGCAACAUUCUUAAUUAGUCAGGGCAUGAAACGAUAUGGGGAGAAGGCAGGAGAGUGGAGCUAACAGGGAACAUGGAUCAGCCAUGAUGGCAGGCAGACUCAAUGGGCCAAAUGGCCUAAUUCUGUUCCUAUAUCUUGUCUUAUGGUCUUAUUUUAAAAACAUUUUGGUAAAUACAUGGAUAGGAGAGGUCAAUGAGACAAUUAUGGACAGGUGAGACUAGCACCUUGAACAAUACAGUCAUCAUGACCAAUAGGCCUGCUGUCAUGUUGUAUGACUCUGACACUGGGAUGGGCUGUCUAGUGGCUAAAUAGACCACUAUAAAUUACCUUGCCUAAGGGUGUGCAAACAAAAUCAACGAGGAACUGAAGCAAUUUAGGGGGUAAAUGUAAUUGUGGGUUUAGAGGAAUAAAGAGAAUGAAUGGAACAGUUAGGGUUGCUAGCUUGGGCUGACAUGGACCCAAUGGGCAGAACGGUCAUCUUCUGUCUCUUCCAAAUAAGGUGGAACCUGGGGCUUGUUCAAAAUUUUGACCUCCAUCCACACUACAUUGAUUCAUUUUAAAGCUCCUUGACUAGAACUGUAAUUGCCAUGUUCGUGAAUAUUUAAAAUUCUCAAGCAAGGAAAGUGUCCCUCUUACCGCCCCCACACGCCAUUAGAGAGAGAGAGAAAAAAAUGGGCUGAGAUUCGGGUAGCUUCUCCUAAUGUAGCUGGUGUGCAUGUCACCGAGGAAGUGUCAGAUAAACACGCAGUGAAAUCUCCAAAAUCGUGAGAAUGCUGGUUGGUGGAAGGGCACGUUACUGUUUCUGGUUCUAUCGAAUGUGAAAGUGACAGAAAAGAACAGCGUUUAGGUCGACCGGUAAGACUGAUUUCUUUGUCCGGUUACUCACCUAACAACAUGUGCAAUUUCAGCAAAACGACGGAGUUUGAAACUGUGAAGACAUUCCAGUUCGUGGUGCAUAUCCCAACGUUCAUCUUGGGACUGGUUGUCAAUUCAGCAGCACUCGGGAUAAUAUGCUUCAGGUUGAAGAAUUGGACGGAGAAUGUGAUCUACAUGACAAACCUGAUAUUUUCUGAUAUCCUGUUGCUUUUCUCUCUGCCUUUCAAAAUGCACGCCUACCAGACGGGAGAGCGCUGGAGUCUCGGUUCAGUCUUCUGUCAGUUUGUGGAGUCCCUCUACUUCGUCAACACCUACGGGACCAUCCUAUUAAUCAUGCUGAUAUCUCUGGAUCGUUACAUUGCUAUCAGGCACCCCUUUAAGGCGAGGACCCUCAGAUCUCCAAAGAAAGCAACUAUUGCCUGCACUGUUCUGUGGCUCUGUGUCUGGUCUGCAAGUAUUCCAAAUUACUUGCCAAAAUUUUCACCGAAUGAUGGAAGGUGUUUCGUGGGUUUCUCCAAAUUUUGGAAAGAUCUCAAAAUUCCUCUGAGCAUGCUCGCUAUAUUUGUCAUUGCUGCAGCCGUUGUGAUUUUCUGCAGUGUUCAAAUUAUAAGAACAUUGGAAAGAGUAGAUGAAGUGAGAGACGACUUUGACACCAAGAUAUCAAGGAAAAUAAUCUCUUCCAAUCUGGUCACCUUCCUCUUCUGCUUUACUCCGUAUCAUUUAGCCUUGUUACUGUACUUAUUAGUACGAAAUUGUUACAUUGCAGAGGAUUACCAAGCAUCUUUGCGCGUAUUUCUCCAGAUCAGUCAGUGUUUGGCGGCAACAAACUGUUCCCUUGAUGCUAUGUAUUACUUUGUAAUACUCAAAGAGUUCUGGACGUCGAAAAAGAAGAGCCCGGAGGAAUCAUUGUCAACCAAUACUAGUUAACCCGCAAAAUUCAAUCUGUUGACUUUACCUUGGGUACAUAAAAAUAACUUAUUGAUAGCCUACUUACAUUGGUUACGUGAAAAAUAAAUCAUAGUGAACGAUGCUUAAUUUAUUUGAUUGAUUUUGAAGUAUACGGGGGAAGAGAAUAAUUAAUAUUAAUAAUAUUAGUCGAAAACCAGUUCGUUAGUUUUUAUGUUGUUACCUAAUGCACAUAAACUGGAUGAGUGGCCAAUGGAUUUACAGAAAUAAUUGAAAAUGAUUAGUUAUGCAUGGGGGUAAACCUUUUUGUUUGUCUUUAUUAUGUUUAAGUGAUUAUAAAAAUGAAUAUGUUGCUUUCUUUUAAGUGCAGUCAACGACUACCAAUCAUCUAAAAAGGUCUCAGAAAGCUGCUGGUAUAUUUAAUAUAAACUCAAAGGGGUUUGCAUGUAAACAUUUCAUGGGCCUCAAUUUAGCAAUAUUAACUUUAACAAAAACAGGCAAUCAGAACGACGCGAUAUUAGACAUUGCAAUUUAUUUCAAAGAAGCCCUAAACGUGAAGUUAGAGGAAUGCUCUUGGAUUUUCUUGUCAUCUGGAGGGACCUAACCAUACUAUUGUAUAAAUUGUGAACUUGUACCAAGUAGCUUCUUGUGAACCUAGAUAAUAAAUUGCCUUCAUAUGUACUAUUGAUCGUAUACUGCCUAAAUACCGCAUAAACAAGAGAAAAUUUGCAGAUGCUGGAAAUCUGAGCAACACACAACAAAAUGCUGGAGGGACUCAGCAGGCCAGGCAGCAUCUAUGGAAAAAAGUACAGUCGACCUUUCGGGCCGAGACCCUUCGACAGGACUGGAGAAACAAA